Molecule: messenger RNA, 1512 nt
Organism: Rubroshorea leprosula
Lineage: Eukaryota; Viridiplantae; Streptophyta; Magnoliopsida; Malvales; Dipterocarpaceae
Source: the annotation of a GenBank genome assembly
CUAAACUCUAUGAUUUUUAACGUGAUAUCAUCCUUUUUUUUAAUUUAUUUUUAUUAUCUAUAACCAAAAUCAUAAACUUUAAUCGGCUGAAGGUCAUGCAGGUUGCAUUUCCAAAAUUAGAGGAGUUGCAAUUGUCUUGGAUUAAUGUUGACAUCAUAUGGUAUACUUCGAUAACAUCUUCUUACAUUGAGAAAUUGACGAAGUUGAUCAUUGAGAACUGUGAUAAUUUGGAAUAUCUAUUCACAUCUUCUAUGGCUAGAGAUCUGGUAAUGCUUGGACACCUUGAAAUAGGGGGAUGCAAGAAGAUGGGAAAGGUUCUUUUUACAGAGAAUGAAGCAGAAAAUGGGAAUUUGAUUUUCCCUCAAUUGAGGAUUCUAGAGAUAAAAAGCCUUCCAAAACUCGAAAGAUUUUGCCAUGGGAAUUACAUCAAAUUCCCCUGCCUUUCGCGACUUUUGAUCAAGAGCUGCCCUGUAUUAAAGACGUUCAUCUCAUCAAGCUCUAGUUUUGACACUGGUACACCUCCUCUAUUUGAUGCAAAGGCUACAUUCCCCAGUCUAGAAGAACUGAAAUUGGCAUAUAAUGAUAAUAUGAAAGAGAUAUGGCAUGGGCAGCAUAUGGGGGAUUAUUUUCCCAAACUAAAAGUUCUUGAGCUCAUCCGGUUCCCUGAGCAAUUAGUUACCCAGCCUUUUGUCUUUCAAUCUCCAAAUCUUGAAAAGCUUCUUGUGAGUAGAGCUCCCUUUCAAGAAAUAUUCAAAUGUCAAGGACUUGGUGGUGUGGAAAAACCUGCACCUGCACUUAUUCAAUUAAGUGGAUUAAGUUUGUCUGAACUUCACGAGUUAACAUGUCUCUGGAAGGAAGAAUCAAAUUUGGAAUCAGUUUUCUCUAACCUGAAAAUUCUUGAAGUGCUGCGGUGUAGAAAAUUAAAGAAUUUAGUGCCAUCCUUCAUAUCUUUCAAGAAUUUGACAACUUUGGAAGUAUCUGAUUGUCAUGAACUCAUAAAUUUAAUUGAAUACUCAACAGCCAAAAGCAUGGUGCAACUCACAAGAAUGGGUAUAAGUGAAUGUCAUAUGUUAAAAGAAAUUAUGGCUUGUGUGGAUGAUGAAGCGAAGGAUGGCAUUGUCUUUAGCCGACUCAAGUAUUUGCAACUUUGUGGUCUACCAAGAUUGGCAAGCUUUUGCUCGGGGAGCUGCAGCUUUGAAUUCGAAUCUUUGGAAGAAGUAAUUGUGAUGGGUUGCCCAAAUAUGAAGAUCUUCUCUCACGGGGAAUGCAGCACCCCUAAAAAAUUGCAAUUAGUGAAAUUGACAAAAUAUGGAGAUGAAGGGUUUUGGGAAGGCAACCUUAAUUACACCGUACAAAAGAUGUUCAUAGAAAAGCCCUUUGUUUGUUGAAUUUGUUUGGCUACAUUUCUCAACUUGGAACGGUUGACUAUCACCCACUUGAAAAACUUGGAGAUGAUAUGGCACAACAAACUAUAUGCAGAUUCCUUUUGCAGACUAAAAUCAUUAACAGUUA